Messenger RNA from Lactuca sativa (garden lettuce), 1555 nucleotides. RefSeq lists its product as uncharacterized. The record is from RefSeq and is a predicted model, not a curated record. Lineage: Eukaryota; Viridiplantae; Streptophyta; Magnoliopsida; Asterales; Asteraceae. Gene Ontology annotation, cellular component: cytoplasm.
AGGAUAAGGCAUAAGCCCUCUGUUCUCUAUCAAUCGCGAAACUUCAUUUCAUAAACCCUACUCACUCAGUCAGUAACUUCGAAUACGACGAUGGCAGCCAUGGCGUCGACAUCGAUGAACUUGACGACCACCUUUAUUGGACUUGCCAAGCUUCAGAAAACUUCAAUUGCCGGAAAUCAUGUCCCUCGAAUGUGGAGAACUAUCACUUUCCGCCAUCGAGGUUUUGCGACAACCUCACGCUCUAUCCAUCCACCAUUCGCCGCCGUUAGUUUAUCCAGAGCAAAGAGAUUGUCACGCAACUUAUCUGUUGCUGCAACAGCGGCGCCGACGCAACAGGAUGAGGAUUAUGAGGAUUCUGAUGUCUUCACCAAGAUUCCUCCCGACAACCGAAUUCCAGCAACGAUCAUCACCGGUUUCUUAGGCUCAGGAAAGACAACAUUAUUGAACCAUAUACUUACAGCUGAUCAUGGUAAACGGAUUGCUGUUAUCGAGAACGAGUAUGGGGAGGUGGACAUUGAUGGGUCUUUAGUUGCUGCAAAAUCUGUUGGUGUGGAAGACAUUGUCAUGCUUAAUAAUGGGUGUCUAUGCUGCACAGUCAGGGGUGAUCUUGUUAGAAUGAUAGGAGAGUUGGUGAGUAAAAAGAAAGGGAAAUUCGACCAUAUUGUCAUAGAAACUACAGGAUUGGCAAAUCCAGCACCAAUUAUACAAACAUUCUAUGCUGAGGAUCAGAUUUUCAAUGAUGUUAAGCUUGAUGGUGUUGUUACUUUAGUAGAUGCCAAACAUGCUAAUAUUCAUCUUGAUGAUGUUAAGCCAAAAGGAGUUGUCAAUGAGGCUGUAGAGCAAAUUGCUUAUGCAGAUCGUAUAAUAGUCAAUAAGACUGAUCUUGUUGGAAGUGCUGAAGUUUCUGCUUUGAUUCAGAGAAUAAAGGGCAUAAACAGUAUGGCAGAAUUAAAACGUACCGAGUUUGGAAAAGUGGAUUUGGAUUAUGUUCUUGGGAUAGGUGGUUUUGAUCUAGAAAGAAUUGAUGAUGCUAUUGAAGAUGAAGCUUCAAAGGAAGAUGAGCACGAACAUGAUCAUGACCAUGAAAAUUGUCAUAAUCCUGAUCAUGAUCACCACCAUCAUAACCAUGACCAUGACCACAAACAUGAACAUCAUGAUCACACUCAUGAUCCUGGUGUCUCAUCUGUCAGCAUAGUUUGUGAAGGGAGCUUGGAUCUUGAAAAGGCUAACAUGUGGCUUGGGACAUUGUUAAUGGACAGAAGUGAGGAUAUAUACCGAAUGAAGGGGCUUAUGUCAAUUGAUGGGAUGGAUGAGAGAUUUGUGUUCCAGGGUGUACAUGACAUAUUUCAAGGGUCACCAGAUAGGCCAUGGAACCCUGAGGAAUCAAGGGUAAACAAGAUUGUGUUUAUAGGGAAAAAUUUAGAUGCUCAAGAACUAGAGGAAGGUUUUAAAUCAUGUUUAAUGUGAGAGCUCAUAACUUACAGAAUCAAACAUCAUAUGAUUUGAACUUGAACUUGAUACGGAUAAUUGGAUAUGGUUAUACUUUUUGUCGUGA